AUGAAGGACACUACACAUCAUCCGUUGAAAAACAAGUCCAAGUCUCGUUCGUUUGAACGCAUCACUCACAUCCCUCUCUUCACAGCUCUGUCACCAUCGGCAUCCUCGUCGUCCUCGAUAGCAUCCUCAGCAAGCCCGAGUCCCGGAGUCGUCCGCACCCACCAUCUCAUAGACCAGAUUGACGACUCGCCCCUCUUGAGGCGGGUGCAGCAGUCGCAUCCGUCGAAUUUGGUGUGUUGCGACUGCGGAUCCUCAAGAACAGUGGACUGGAUCUCGAUUAAUUUGCUGUGUGUCCUGUGUAUCAAAUGCUCAGGUGUUCAUCGCUCAAUGGGCACCCAUGUGUCGAAGGUGCGAUCGCUGACGUUGGACUCGUUUAAGGACUUGGAACUGCGAUAUUUGAUUAAACACAAUUUGAGAAAUGAUACAGUUAAUGAAAUUUACGAAGAAAUAAUUACGAAACAGGAUAGAAUUGACUGUCAUGCUACAGAUUUACAACGAUCAAGAUUCAUUAAUGAAAAAUAUAUCGAGAAAAAAUUCGUGAAGGUUUCCCAUUUGGACUAUGAUCAGACGUUGAAAUCCGUCAUUAAAGGCAUCCAUAGUGAAAGUAUUCAUCUUUUACAAAGGGCUAUUGCUCAAAGCGAUCUAUCUUUAAGAAAACUGUCUCAACAAUAUAAUGUGGAGAAUGAAAAAAAUCAAACUAACGUUAAAAACGUCUCCUUGUUUAAAUACUCGUUGAAACACAACGUGAAACGAGAAACAACCUUGGUGUUUAGUAUUACCGAAUUCCUACUGAUUAAUGAUCUAUUGAUUGAUCAAAACAUUCCAACUGAUAUAGAGGCCCAACGGAGGUGGCCACAUGAAGCCCUAGAGUAUUGGAAUAAUAAAUUAGAUAUAUAUGGAGAUGUGUUUUUAUCAAUAAAGACCAGUACUAAAUCAACAACACAAGAUCCCCAGACUUCUUCUUCUUCUUCUUCUAUGAGUAGGUCUAAAUCUACAGAUCAUCACAAGAAACGGGGGAGCUCAAUGAAACGUUGGUCCUUGGCAAGUAUACCAAAGGCUCCACAGAAUAUAAUAUCCAUGCAUAAAUCGUUGAAAAGGAAGAAAGAACCUUCGUCUUCUGCUACUGCAAAUCCAUCUCAAAGUAUACCACCGACUACCACUACUGCCAGUGCUACUGCCAGCACUGCAAUUGCAUCUCCUCCAUCUGUCCCUUAA
Maudiozyma barnettii is the source of this 1215-nucleotide messenger RNA. It is a transcript of the gene AGE1, whose product is annotated as GTPase-activating protein AGE1. Gene Ontology annotation, biological process: intra-Golgi vesicle-mediated transport. The record is from RefSeq and is a predicted model, not a curated record. NCBI's taxonomy places the organism in Eukaryota, Fungi, Ascomycota, Saccharomycetes, Saccharomycetales, Saccharomycetaceae. Gene Ontology annotation, cellular component: trans-Golgi network; endosome. The transcript has a single exon. Gene Ontology annotation, molecular function: GTPase activator activity. The coding region runs from base 1 to 1215 and encodes 404 amino acids.